Molecule: messenger RNA, 2592 nt
Organism: Betta splendens (Siamese fighting fish)
Lineage: Eukaryota; Metazoa; Chordata; Actinopteri; Anabantiformes; Osphronemidae
Gene: prpsap2
Product: phosphoribosyl pyrophosphate synthetase-associated protein 2
Exons: 11
Coding region: 16-1419 (467 amino acids)
Biological process (GO): 5-phosphoribose 1-diphosphate biosynthetic process; purine nucleotide biosynthetic process
Cellular component (GO): cytoplasm; ribose phosphate diphosphokinase complex
Molecular function (GO): magnesium ion binding; ribose phosphate diphosphokinase activity
Source: RefSeq, a predicted model, not a curated record
GCAUUAACAACAUUGAUGCUCAACGGCUAUGCUUCUGCCCGAGGUUGUAAAGACAACUUGAACGCAUCUAGGCAAAGCCCUUGUCCGGAUUUUGUGGCUUUUGAUUGGUCGAGCUGUUCGCCCAUCAACUCGGAACCUCCCACACAACAGCGGCGUCAGGGAACAGGUUGGAAAGAGCAGGAGGUUUGUAGAAUCAUAUACUGGAUCCAGGUUGUCAGCGGACCUAAGACACAAGCUGGUGAGAAUUUUAUCAAGCUGUGUUUGUAUGAAGGUCUCAGCGCAGCGUGGGUGCCCAGGGAUCCACUGCCUGAGUGUGGCGAGAGCAGCGGCCAAGACCCCAGAGACAUGAACUACACCAAGGGUGGCCUGGUCAUUUUCACCGCUAACUCGCACCCCUCUAGCCGCGAGCUGGGAAAAAGGAUCUCAGAGAGGUUAGGGGUGGAGCUUGGCAAGGUGCAGGUAUACCAAGAAGCUAAUAGAGAAACACGGGUACAAAUCCAGGAGUCGGUACGAGGCAAAGAUGUUUUUGUGAUCCAGACGGUGUCCAAGGAUGUGAACACCACUAUAAUGGAGAUGCUGAUCAUGGUGUACGCAUGUAGGACAUCAUGUGCUAGAAGCAUCACAGGCGUCCUCCCUUACUUCCCCUACAGCAAGCAGUGUAAGAUGAGAAAGAGAGGCUCCAUUGUCUCUAAACUCAUUGCCUCGAUGAUGUGUAAAGCUGGUCUCACGCACCUGAUCACCAUGGACCUCCAUCAGAAAGAGAUUCAAGGCUUUUUCAACAUCCCAGUGGACAAUCUGAGAGCCUCACCUUUCCUGCUGCAGUACAUACAGGAGGAGAUCCCUGACUAUAGAAAUGCUGUGAUUGUAGCCAAAUCCCCAUCUUCAGCUAAAAGGGCACAGUCAUUUGCUGAACGGUUGCGUCUGGGUAUAGCAGUGAUCCACGGAGAAGCUCAGGACGCAGAGUCUGACCAGGUAGAUGGACGACAUUCCCCGCCUACUGUCAAGACCACUGGAGCCAUUCACCCCAGCAUGGAGAUACCAUUGUUGAUCCCAAAAGAGAAGCCUCCAAUCACUGUGGUAGGAGAUGUAGGAGGGCGCAUCGCCAUCAUAGUGGAUGAUAUCAUCGACGAUGUUGACAGUUUUGUGGCGGCGGCAGAGACGCUAAAAGAAAGGGGGGCCUACAAGAUUUUUGUCAUGGCAACACACGGUAUCCUCUCUUCUGACGCCCCCAGGUUCAUAGAAGAGUCUGCUAUUGAUGAGGUGGUGGUGACCAACACAAUUCCCCACGAGCUGCAAAAGCUCCAGUGUCCAAAGAUCAAGACAGUAGACAUCAGCAUGAUCCUGUCAGAGGCCAUUCGCCGCAUUCAUAACGGGGAGUCCAUGUCGUACCUGUUUCGCAAUAUAGGCGUGGAUGAUUGAAUAGCCUGACACACACGUGUACCACUUGCCUUGUUAGAAAUCUCCGGAGACAUGAAUGAAAAACAUAUACACAAGAUUCUGUUUCACCUGUGUAACACAAUUGUAAAGACUAAGCCUUUCCUCUGAGUGCAGCUUAACAUAGAAGGUGACUGAAAACAAACACACAUGUUGGUUGAACACACUGACUUUUUGUCCUUAACGGACGACUGACUGUCUCCAGUGACCCUUGUCACUCAGGAAACACCUACCUUUUUUUCCUCCAUUUCUGUACCUGUAGUUCGAUUUUCAUCUCCUCUACAUUUUUCUGUGUUUUUGUGAAAAUGAAUGUUAAUCUUCAAUUUAAAUGUGUUUGAACAUACUUGUUAGCACUGAAUGCUGGUUUCUGAUAUUAGUAAAAGAGAUUGUACUGCUAGAGUGCCAGUGCCUUCUACAGGACAAACUCAACACACAGGCCUUCAUUACUCUGCUACACAACUGUGUCUCAGCUCAUGUUACUAACUCAUAAUGGCUAUUACAAUUAAUCCAGGAAUAUGCAGGUUUCCAUUUUGUUAGCUUGUGUAGCAUCUCAGAGUUCAUGUCAUUUUUUAUGUUGUGUGAAAACAAUUGAUUUAGACUCCUACCAAUUAGCCACAUGUCUGUGGUUGCCAUAGCACACUGAUGCUAAUCUGGUGUCAUAUCUACUAAUUGCUAAAGCUGAAGUGGAAGUAAUACAGGAAAUCCUCUCUCAGUCAACUUAAUGGUCUGCUACCAAUCCUUUAUGGAAUUACAUCUGUGUAAUAUGUAUUCAUAAGUCAUCCAUAUAAUGCUGUGUGCCAUUUUUUUCCUCAUCGGAUUUGAUGUUUGUUCUUGCCACAUAUGAGCAGCUUCCUUACAGCUGGAGAGGUGUGUGUGAGGUACCAUGCAGAUCUGUCCAAAAACAAGUCACCGGUUUUACUGUCUGGUCAAAAGUAGACAGUCAUAAUAAUUUAGAAAUAUGUAAUUUAAUCUCAUUACAUAAUUUGGAAACCUAUAUCAGAAACAAACUCCAACUAAGGCUGUUAGAAGUGUAAUCUGAAAUGUAUUAAGUAAAACUUGACUGAAGCGGGUCUUUGUCACUUUACCAGACAUGUUCCAAGACUGUUUUGUAUUUAUUUUCAGCAAGAAAUAAGAAUAAAGAUCACCUAAGAAAAAGUA